Phymastichus coffea is the source of this 1056-nucleotide messenger RNA. Its product is annotated as nuclear speckle splicing regulatory protein 1-like. The transcript has 4 exons. Bases 1 to 1056 code for a protein of 351 amino acids. Lineage: Eukaryota; Metazoa; Arthropoda; Insecta; Hymenoptera; Eulophidae. The record is from RefSeq and is a predicted model, not a curated record.
AUGGAUGCUCUUAGUAAAUUCACGAAGAAAAUAAGCUCAAGCGAAGAUAUUACCGAAUCAGAUAAAGAAUCACAGCUGAGGAAGGAGCUUUUGUUACAACGUGAAAAAAAUGAACGACAGCAGGUGCAAAUUGACAAUCUAUCGAAACAACUCAACGAGCUUAUGCAAAGUAUACGGAAGGAUGAAGUAAUAAUACCGGCAGCGCGAAGACAGCAGGGAAAUUCAGCAGUUGAGCCGCCUUUGCCUUCAAAUAAUAUUUCCACGGGGGAGUACGACGGAUCAACUGACGUAUCUGCAUUUAUAGAUCAAAUUAUAAGAACAAGUAGGCAAUUAGACUCUGAUCCAACAAUUUCUGCACUAAUUAGGAAAGUUUGUGCAUCAAAAUUAAAAGGAAGAGCCCAGCAGGUAGUAGAAAGACACCAGGUAACCACUGCCGUGCAACUGAAAGAAUGCUUAGAAACACACUUUGGCAAGUUAGAGCUUGAAUACGAUCAACUGUCUGAAAUCAGAAAUGCUAUGAGGCAAAAAUCCGACGGAGAAGGUGGCGAUUAUAAAGAAAUGCAUCGCGUUUAUGAGUCCAACAAAGCGAUAGAAAAAUUCGUACGCGGAUUAUACCCAGAGGGAUUACGACUCGCCGUCCAACAAAAAAAUCCGCACACUCUUCCUAUAGCAUAUCAACAAGCCAUGUAUGAAGAACAACGGAGAAAUGAAGAUGAUAGGCUACGCGCUAAAAAUCGUAUCGAUGCUACGUACGAAUACGCCGAUCAAAGAAAAGAGCGAGAGAAAAGGGAAAGUCGGCCUAAAGACAGGUAUGCGCGCCCAAAUAAACACUACUCCAAAGAUAGAUACGACUCAGCACCAAGGGAAAGAUAUUAUAGUGAUAAAAGGGAAGAUAAUCAUCAUAGUAGAUCACGAGAACAGUCAACAGACCGCUACCAAUCUCGCGAUAGAACGCCUCCAAAGGUUACGUUCGAGAAACAUGAUAGGCCUCCAAAGCCCACGUGCUCAUACUAUGGAGCAAAAAUUUUCCGAGACCAGCCUCAAGUCAACACUUGA